UAGGCUGUUACCAGGCAGACAGACUUUCCAACAUGGCAGCGUCGAGCAACGCAGAGCAAACGCAGUUGCAGGAUAUGGAGGAAGAAGACGCGGGCAUGGAGGAGCGAGAGAUGCAGUCGGACGACGACGGGGAGGAGGAGGAGGAGGGCAUGGGAGAGGAAGACAAUUCAGACGACGAAGAGGAAGAUUCGUCCGAGGACGAGAAGGAAAAUGAAGCCGAAAUCCAGCGUUUGGAGGAGCAGCUGUCGAUCAAUGCUUUCGACUACAACUGCCAUGUGGAUCUCAUCAAACUGCUGAAGCAGGAGGGAGAACUUGUCCGCCUGCGAAAGGCAAGGCAGAAGAUGAGUGAACUCUUCCCGCUCACUGAAGAGAUCUGGCUGGAUUGGCUCAAGGAUGAGAUCCGUCUGACUGAGGAGGAGUCAAACCGGGAGAAAGUAUAUGAACUUUUCGAGAGAGCUGUAAAAGACUACAUCUGUCCAGAAAUCUGGCUCGAAUAUGCUCAGUAUUCAAUUGGUGGUAUGGGCUCACCAGGUGGGAUAGACAUGGUGAGAUCCAUCUUUGAGAGAGCGGUGACAGCGGUUGGACUUCACAUGACCAAGGGACAGACGGUGUGGGAGGCGUACAGAGAGUUUGAGAAUGCCAUUCUGUCCACUGUCCAGCCGCCCCCUGGCAAGAUUCCCAGCAGCAAGGAGCAGGAGCUGCUGAACACUCAGCUCGAGCGAAUCCAUACACUGUUUCGCCGCCAACUCUCCGUCCCCUUAAUAGACAUGGAAGCCACCUAUGCAGAGUAUGAAGAGUGGUCUGAACAUGGGGUGCCGGAGACGGUCAUGCGUCAGUACAAAAAGGCUUUGCAGCAGUUGGAGAAGUGCAGAUCUUUUGAAGAAUCCCUGCUGGUAGCAGAGACACCGAAGCUGGCAGAGUAUCAGUCCUACAUCGACUUUGAACUAAAGGAGGGCGACCCGGUGCGGAUCCAGAUGACCUUUGAGCGGGCUCUGGCAGAGAACUGCCUGGUACCACACAUGUGGGCAAAAUGUACCACCUAUCUUGACCGUCAGCUGAAGAUCAAAGACCUGGUUCUCUCUACUCAUGAACGUGCCGUGAGGAACUGCCCCUGGACCAUGGGUCUGUGGAAGAGCUACCUCCUCGCUCUGGAGAGGCAUGGAGCCGAUCAUCAGAUUGUUUCAGAUGUUUUUGAGAAGGCGCUGAAUGCUGGUUUCAUUCAAGCUACAGAUUAUGUGGAUAUCUGGCAGGCGUACCUCGACUACCUGCGGAGGCGUGUGGAUUUCAGUAAAGAAUCAAGUAAAGAGUUAGAGGAGUUACGUGGAGCCUUCUCUCGAUCUCUGGACUACAUAAAACAAGAUGUGGAAGAAAGAUUUGGUGAAAGUGGAGAUCCUUCUUGUAUCAUUAUGCAGAUCUGGGCAAGAAUAGAGGCACUCCACUGCAAGAACAUGCAGAAAGCCAGAGAGCUGUGGGACAGUAUAAUGACAAAAGGGAACGCCAAAUUUGGCAACAUGUGGCUGGAGUACUACAACCUCGAAAGGUCGUGUGGAGACCCUGCUCACUGUCGGAAAGCUCUUCACCGAGCAGUUCAAUGCACCACAGACUACCCAGAGCAUGUGUGUGAAGUCUUGUGCACCUUUGAGAGGGUGGAAGGCUCUCUGGAGGACUGGGACGUGGCAGUGCAGAAGACAGAGACUCGACUGAACAGGAUUAAUGAGCAACGAGCAAAGGUGGCUGAGAAAGAAGCCAACAUGGCUCGGCAAGAGGAAGACAGAAAUGACCAGCGGCGAAAAGGCAAGUCUGACAAGAAGACUCAGAAAAAAGUCCAGAAGAGAACUCGAUUUGGGGAGAAGAGGAAAGCCGAGCCCGAUGAUUAUCAGGAUGAAUGGAAUGAAAACUCGGAGCAAGCCCCUAAAAGGCACAGAGGAAACGGAGACCACACCACAGAGGAGCACAUGGAGACUGAGGCCGGGCUCUUUGGGAGGAACGCUCCCCCGGGCUUUAAGCCUAAAAAAGCCCCGCAGGGAGCGGCAGCCACUGCUCCAAGGCAGAACGACGACAAGCCGGAGCUUCGCAAUGAUAAGAGCAGUGUGUUCAUCAGCAACCUGGCGUACACCCUGGAGGAGCCAGAGGCAAAGCUCAGGACGCUGUUCGAGCCGUGUGGUCCCAUCACACAGGUUCGCCCUGUCUUCGGCAACAAAGGCAGCUUCAAGGGUUAUGGCUACGUUCAGUUUGAAUCCCUGGUGUCAGUUGCCGAAGCCCUGAAGCUGGACAGACGUGAGAUGGAGGGCAGGCCCAUGUUUGUUUCACCUUGUGUGGAUAAAAACAAAAACCCAGACUUUAAGGUGUUUAAAUACAACACAUCCAUAGAGAAACACAAAAUCUUCAUCUCUGGGCUGCCGUUCUCCUACACUAAAGAGCAACUGGAGGAAAUGUGCAAAAGCCACGGCACCAUCAAAGAGGUUCGUUUGGUCACGUAUCGCUCAGGAAAACCCAAGGGUCUGGCAUAUGUUGAGUUUGCAGAUGAAUCCCAGGCGUCUCAGGCAGUUCUGAAACUGGAUGGUAUUGAAGUAGAGGGCAACAAAGUGUCUGUUGCUAUAAGUAACCCCCCUCGCAGAAACAUGAUGGAUAAACCUGGUUCCAGUCGACUUAUGACUGACAUGAUGCCUCGCCAGGCCUUUGGAUCGAGAGGAAGAGGACGCACCCAGCUGUCGCUGCUCCCUCGGUCCCUGCACCGACAGAGUGGGCCCGCAAGCAAAGUCGAGAACGGGUCCGCAGCAGAGCGGGCGCCGGCAGCCGGAGUGAACGCUGCUGCAGAGACGAAACCUUUGUCGAAUUCAGACUUUGCCAAGAUGCUUCUCAAUAAGUGAGAAGACGAUGGAGAGAAUUGUGACGGCCUUCACACCGAAAACCAUCUUGUGUCCUUACAAAUUCAUUUUGGUGUUUUUUUUCCUGUAAUUGGUUGACCUGACGUCCCAUUUAAUCUCAGUCUGGUUCUCAUCAUUGGUUCUGCGAGAUUGCCUUAAUCGCCAAACACCUGCCCUCCAUCAUAAACCCUUUUCAACCAAGACUUUUCACCAGUGUGACAGAUUGUUUUUGUUGGGUGUGUUUGAAGGUGGCUGGCAAAGGACCUCUCGGUUCAUUUUCGAUUUCCAAGAGGUGUUACCAACUGACGCAUACGAAUCACCUGACGUCUGUUGAGCGACGCGUGUGAUGUCUGUGAAGGAGUGUUGCCAUUAUUGUGGGAGAAAAUGGAAAAUAUCGGGUACUUUUAGUCAAAUGGUCGUUCAUCAGCCUCAGCCUUUGUUGUUUACAAAAGUCGCUUCCUUCCGCGUCGUGGUAUAAACCCCGCCCAUUAUCAGAUAAUCGGCUGUGAUUGGACUGGCAAGUUUUCUGCCGGGGGAAAUCACUGGCUGAGCAAAUUUAUGCUAGUUUGAAGGUGGCGAGCCGAGCUGUUUUAUAAAAUAAAGUGUAUCAUAUUUGUGUAAAUAUACUGUUUCUCUUGUAAGCCA
This is a messenger RNA of Scophthalmus maximus (turbot), 3512 nucleotides long. RefSeq names its product spliceosome associated factor 3, U4/U6 recycling protein (gene sart3). The transcript has 19 exons. Gene Ontology annotation, molecular function: protein binding; RNA binding. Bases 33 to 2870 code for a protein of 945 amino acids. The record is from RefSeq and is a predicted model, not a curated record. NCBI's taxonomy places the organism in Eukaryota, Metazoa, Chordata, Actinopteri, Pleuronectiformes, Scophthalmidae. Gene Ontology annotation, biological process: RNA processing.